Messenger RNA from Leopardus geoffroyi (Geoffroy's cat), 3210 nucleotides. RefSeq names its product kelch domain containing 3 (gene KLHDC3). The record is from RefSeq and is a predicted model, not a curated record. The coding region runs from base 1509 to 2657 and encodes 382 amino acids. Lineage: Eukaryota; Metazoa; Chordata; Mammalia; Carnivora; Felidae. Gene Ontology annotation, cellular component: cytoplasm. The transcript is spliced from 11 exons. Gene Ontology annotation, molecular function: protein binding; chromatin binding.
CACGUGCGCACACGGCUGCCCUCCGGAAGGACCGAGUCUGGCUGUGUUUAUCUCGUUGGGGAGCUAGCCGUCGGUUGGCGCUCAACGGGUUCUAGACUGCAGGCAGCGCGAGGAUCCGCGGCCCCGCCCCGGCCCGGCCUGGCAGUCCAGAUCCAAGAUCUUUUGGAUUGAGAACAGGAGUAAUGAAGUGAGAGUGGUUUCCUGCCGGGGCUAUUUCAGGUUUGGCAGGCUGGCUAUUUAAAGCAUGGGAUGGGGGGUUGAGGGAGGUUGAAGGGGGAGGGGGGCUGGCAAGCCAGCUGAAAACCGUGUCUCUUUCUUAUGAGGGGCCUCCCUUACUUGCUUUCUCUAUGCCUGAGGUUCUGCCAGGUUCUUCGCUCUGCCAGGGCUUCUUGAGCAGGGAGCAGAUGAUCCACUCAAACCCAGCAGGUGCCUGCCAACGAAGGCAAUACCCAUUGGAGGAACAUUUGUCUGACAGAGCCUUCAAAUGUACCCAUUAUCACUAGGUUGGCAGGUCAUGCUUGAGUCUAUUUCUUGUCCUGCCCAAGGGCUCCCCCACACCCCGCCCCUUCCUCUCUCUUUUCUAACACACACCCCUACCCCAUUCCCCUUUCAGGGUUUUAAGUGGGAGAAGAGCUGCUGAAACAGCUUGUUCUUUAUUACAAUAGCGGGGUUGGAGAAGUAGCAGGAGGGGAAAAUUCCUCCUCUCCACCCCCACCCCCUCAGUCCCCAGCAGACACAUACCUUUCUGGCUUAAGUUCCUAGUCUUGGCAGUAUACCAGGCACAGCUGUUAAAGGAACUCUUCGUGCCUGUGAGGGGCCCUGGAUGACCCUGAUGACAACAGCUUAGCUUGACGAGAGCUCCCUUUGAGGGGCUUACCAUCCGUGGAGCCCCCUGUCCUGGAUCAUUCCUACCCUAUCCACCCUGCCCUGGAUGGGGGGACUGUUUCACUCCAAAAGCCAAAAGCUUUUCUCCUUUGAAGCACCCAUGCCAGCUUUCAAUGGACCGAUUGGGGUUGGCUGCACUAUUAAUAGCCCUGAGUAUUUUGAGAUCCCUUUCCCCACCUUAAAGAGCACAGAUUCUUAGAGAGGUGGCAGUAAGCGGAGCAGAGCCAGAGAGACAAGAGAAUGCACUGCCCUGGGAAGGACAGGCGGUGCUUGCAGCUUGUGCCAGGCCAGCGACACGGUGAAGCCUCCAUGAGUAAGGGAUGACCAUGCUGAACCUUUGAUCAGCAAAUUCUGAGCUGUCAAUCAGGUCAGAGCCGCCCCGCCCUUCACUGUGGGAGAACACCGGACCAGGGCUAGCUCCCUGACCUCUACCUGAGCUUUGGAAAGGUGGUGUGGGAGGGCCACCAGGGUGACGCUUGGAGGCAAGGGCUGGUCCUGGGCAGAGUCCUGGUGAGCCAGAUAAAGACCUUGCCUGAGGAGCCCAUGGCCAUAACUUGUGUGCAGGUAGCAGAGGCAGCAGGCCGUGCCGGGGGGGCAUGUUGCUGUAACCAGUGACCCAGGGGAUGUUACGGUGGACAGUGCACCUGGAGGGCGGGCCCCGCAGGGUGAACCAUGCUGCAGUGGCUGUUGGGCACCGGGUAUACUCCUUCGGGGGUUACUGCUCUGGUGAAGACUAUGAAACACUGCGGCAGAUUGAUGUGCACAUUUUCAAUGCAGUGUCCUUGCGUUGGACAAAGCUGCCCCCAGUGAGGCCUGCCAUCCGUGGGCAGGCUCCUGUGGUACCCUACAUGCGGUAUGGACACUCGACCGUCCUCAUCGAUGACAUGGUCUUCCUUUGGGGCGGGCGGAAUGACACCGAAGGAGCCUGCAAUGUACUUUAUGCCUUUGACGUCAAUACUCACAAGUGGUCCACACCGCGAGUGUCAGGAACAGUUCCUGGGGCCCGGGAUGGACAUUCAGCUUGUGUCCUGGGCAAAACCAUGUACAUUUUCGGGGGCUAUGAGCAGCUGGCGGACUGCUUUUCCAAUGACAUUCACAAGCUGGAUACCAGUACCAUGACAUGGACCCUUAUUUGUACAAAGGGCAACCCUGCACGCUGGAGGGACUUUCACUCAGCUACAAUGCUGGGCAGUCACAUGUAUGUCUUUGGGGGCCGUGCCGACCGCUUUGGGCCAUUCCAUUCCAACAAUGAGAUUUACUGCAACCGCAUCCGUGUCUUUGACACGAGGACUGAGGCCUGGCUGGACUGUCCACCCACUCCAGUGCUGCCUGAGGGCCGCCGGAGCCACUCAGCCUUUGGUUAUAAUGGGGAGCUGUACAUCUUUGGUGGCUAUAAUGCAAGGCUGAACCGGCAUUUCCAUGACCUCUGGAAGUUUAACCCUGUGUCCUUUACCUGGAAAAAGAUUGAACCGAAGGGGAAGGGGCCAUGUCCCCGCCGGCGCCAGUGCUGCUGUAUUGUUGGUGACAAGAUUGUUCUCUUUGGGGGUACCAGUCCAUCUCCUGAGGAAGGCCUGGGAGAUGAAUUUGACCUCAUAGAUCAUUCUGAUUUACACAUUUUGGACUUUAGCCCUAGUCUGAAGACUCUGUGUAAACUGGCCGUGAUUCAGUAUAACCUGGACCAGUCGUGUUUGCCCCAUGACAUCAGGUGGGAGCUGAAUGCCAUGACCACCAACAGCAAUAUCAGUCGCCCCAUCGUCUCCUCCCAUGGGUAGGAGAGAGUUGCUGCCGCCUCCCUUCCUGAGCCUGCUAUUAUCUUCACUGCCCUUCCCCAUCCCUCACCUGCCUGUCCCUUUGGUCCCUGGACUCGGUAUACCUCUGCGUGGAGUUGUUGGACUAGAGGUGUUUCCUGUGCUGUGAACUCAGUGGGGAGCUGUAGGGGGGAGGGCUAGUUCCCUACCCCCUUGGGCCGAGGGCCCCUUCCCCUUGGUGCUCUGUCCCAUACACCUCCUUCCAACUGCUCCUGGGCCUCUGCUCUGCCCCAGGCCAGCCAGGCUCUGUUGGGAAGUGAAGGGAAUGGGGAUUAGGGAGAAGCAAGCAGUGCCUGAGCCUCAGGAGCUUCCCCCACCCUUGUUUCCACCCCCUCCCCCUGCUUGAGUCAAGAGCAUUGAUCGGGAGCUGAGAGGAAUUGCAACUGUUGCCAUGAAACCCUCAUUCUCCCUGACCUGGGGAGGCGAGGACCAGCAGAUAAUCCCACCCUUCCCUGAGCUGUUGCUGUUCCCUGACGCUCCCAGCCAGCUCAGAUUUUAUAAAAAUGGAUUAAAAAUC